GGUUGAAAAGGGAGUUCUUCAGUUUGCCACACCCCUCCUUCCCUUCCUCGUGGUGGUGGAAGAAAAGCAUGGACACAACUGGGAAAGUGAUCAAAUGCAAGGCAGCAGUGGCCUGGGAGGCUGGUAAGCCUCUUUCCAUUGAGGAAGUGGAAGUAGCUCCACCUAAGGCCCAUGAAGUUCGAGUGAAGAUUCAUGCAACAGGUGUGUGUCACACUGACGCCUACACUCUGAGUGGAAGUGACCCUGAGGGCUUGUUUCCUGUCAUCCUGGGUCACGAGGGGGCAGGCACUGUUGAGAGUGUUGGCGAAGGGGUCACCAAAAUCGAACCAGGCGAUACUGUUAUUCCGCUGUAUGUACCCCAAUGUGGAGAGUGCAAGUUUUGUAAAAAUCCUAAAACCAACCUGUGUCAGAAAAUCAGGGUGACCCAAGGUCAGGGUCUGAUGCCUGAUAAGACCUCCAGGUUCACAUGUAAAGGAAAGCAGCUUUUCCACUUCAUGGGUACUAGCACCUUCUCUGAAUACACUGUGGUGGCUGAAAUCUCUCUGGCCAAAGUGGAUGAAAAUGCCCCCCUGGACAAAGUGUGUCUGCUGGGCUGUGGCAUCUCCACUGGAUAUGGUGCUGCUAUCAAUACUGCUAAGGUUGAGGCCGGCUCUACAUGUGCUGUGUUCGGUUUGGGAGCAGUGGGGCUUGCAGUCAUAAUGGGCUGCAAGUCAGUUGGCGCCACCAGGAUCAUUGGCAUUGACAUCAACCCAGACAAGUUUGAAAUUGCCAAGAAGUUUGGAGCCACUGAGUUUGUGAACCCCAAGGACCACAGCAAGCCCAUCCAGGAAGUGCUGGUGGAGCUGACAGAUGGAGGAGUUGACUACUCCUUCGAAUGCAUUGGCAAUGUUGGCAUUAUGAGAGCUGCUCUUGAGGCUUGUCACAAAGGCUGGGGAACCAGUGUCAUCAUUGGUGUGGCAGGAGCAGGGCAAGAAAUCUCCACCCGCCCCUUUCAGCUGGUCACAGGGCGCACAUGGAAAGGCACAGCUUUUGGUGGUUGGAAGAGUUUGGAGAGUGUCCCUAAGCUAGUGAAUGACUACAUGAAUAAGAAGCUGAUGGUGGAUGAGUUUGUUACUCACACAUUGCCCUUUGCCCAGAUCAAUGAGGCCUUUGACCUGAUGCAUGCUGGGAAGAGUAUCCGAACCGUCCUGCAGCUUUAAGCCUCAAGUUCAAACAUGAGUCCUAACUGCCUUGUCCUGCCAUGAAACAAACAUACUAAUCAUUAACACCCUUGUCUCAGUAGUUACUGUGCUGGCUGUUGUGUUAGAGGCUGUUCUGAUAAUGGUUAUUGGUGUGUAGCAUUUGUUACACACUGAAUAAAUGUGAUUACCAA
Molecule: messenger RNA, 1372 nt
Organism: Sinocyclocheilus grahami
Lineage: Eukaryota; Metazoa; Chordata; Actinopteri; Cypriniformes; Cyprinidae
Gene: adh5
Product: alcohol dehydrogenase 5
Exons: 9
Coding region: 69-1199 (376 amino acids)
Biological process (GO): formaldehyde catabolic process
Cellular component (GO): cytosol
Molecular function (GO): zinc ion binding; S-(hydroxymethyl)glutathione dehydrogenase [NAD(P)+] activity; alcohol dehydrogenase (NAD+) activity
Source: RefSeq, a predicted model, not a curated record